Messenger RNA from Pipistrellus nathusii (Nathusius's pipistrelle), 930 nucleotides. The record is from the annotation of a GenBank genome assembly. NCBI's taxonomy places the organism in Eukaryota, Metazoa, Chordata, Mammalia, Chiroptera, Vespertilionidae.
AUGCUGCGGGUGCGGCCCGGGCUGUACCUGGGCGGAGCGGCCGCCGCGGAGCCGGGCCGCCUGCGGGAGGCGGGCGUCACGGACGUGCUGACUGUGGACGCGGAGGAGCCCGACCUCCAGGUGGAGGGCCUGCGGCGGCUCUUCGUGCCCGCGCUGGACGAGCCCGGGACCGACCUGCUGAGCCACCUGGGCCGCUGCGUGGCCUUCCUGGGCCGGGCCCGCGCCGAGGGCCGCGCGGCGCUGGUGCACUGUCACGCAGGAGUCAGCCGCAGCGUAGCAGUAAUGACAGCUUUUCUGAUGAAGACUGACCAGCUUACCUUUGAAAAAGCCUAUGAACACCUCCAGACCAUCCAGCCAGAGGCCAAGAUGAAUGAGGGUUUUGAGUGGCAAUUGAAAUUAUAUCAGCUCAUGGGGUGCGAAGUGGAUACCUGCAGUGCAAUUUAUAAGCAAUAUCGUCUACGAAUGGUCACAGAGAAGUAUCCAGAACUGCAGAGCUUACCUCAAGAGCUCUUUGCUGUUGACCCAACCAUGGCUUCACAAGGAUCCAAAGAGGAGGUUCUCUACAAAUGUAGAAAGUGCAGGAGGUCUUUAUUUCGAAGUUCGAGCAUUUUGGACCAUACUGAAGGAAGCGGUCCCGUAGCCUUUGCCCACAAGAGACUGGUACCACCUCUGGGGCCUGUCCCGGGGAGUCGGGCUCAGUGCACAUCCUAUUUCAUUGAGCCUGUGCAAUGGAUGGAACCCGCCCUGCUGGGAGUGCUGGAUGGGCAGCUGCUGUGCCCCAAAUGCAGUGCCAAGUUGGGUUCUUUCAAUUGGUACGGUGAGCGGUGCUCCUGUGGCACAUGGAUCACCCCUGCGUUCCAAAUCCAUAAGAACAGAGUGGAUGAAAUGAAGACGCUGCUGGCUCUGGGAUCACAAACAAGAAAAAUGUGA